This is a messenger RNA of Sardina pilchardus (European sardine), 575 nucleotides long. Its product is annotated as gamma-crystallin M3-like. The transcript is spliced from 3 exons. Lineage: Eukaryota; Metazoa; Chordata; Actinopteri; Clupeiformes; Clupeidae. The coding region runs from base 42 to 575 and encodes 177 amino acids. The record is from RefSeq and is a predicted model, not a curated record. Gene Ontology annotation, biological process: lens development in camera-type eye; visual perception. Gene Ontology annotation, molecular function: structural constituent of eye lens.
CAUCAGUGCUAACCGGUCUCGGAAGAACAACAACCGCAAUCAUGAUGGGCAAGAUCAUCUUCUACGAGGACAGGAACUUCCAGGGUCGUUCCUAUGAGUGCAUGAACGACUGUUCCGAUAUGUCCUCCAUGCUCAGCCGCUGCCACUCCUGCAGGGUGGAGAACGGUUGCUUCAUGGUCUACGACCGUUCCAACUUCAUGGGUAACCAGUACUUCAUGAAGAGGGGCGAGUACUCUGACUACAUGCGCAUGAUGGGCAUGAGCGACUGCAUCAGAUCUUGUCGCAUGAUCCCCAUGCACAGAGGACAGUUCAGAAUGAGGAUCUACGAGAGGGAGAACUUUGGUGGUCAGAUGCACGAGAUGAUGGAUGACUGUGACUCCAUCAUGGACCGUUACCGCAUGUCUGACUGCAUGUCCUGCAAUGUUAUGGAUGGCCACUGGCUCAUGUAUGAGCAGCCCCACUUCAGAGGCAGAAUGAUGUACAUGAGGCCUGGCGAGUACAGAAGCUUCAGGGAGAUGGGAAUGAACAACAUGAGAUUCAUGAGCAUGAGGCGCAUCAUGGAUUCCUGCAUGUAA